Erigeron canadensis is the source of this 2012-nucleotide messenger RNA. Its product is annotated as F-box/kelch-repeat protein At1g74510-like. Bases 387 to 1691 code for a protein of 434 amino acids. Gene Ontology annotation, cellular component: nucleus. The transcript is spliced from 2 exons. The record is from RefSeq and is a predicted model, not a curated record. Gene Ontology annotation, molecular function: protein binding. NCBI's taxonomy places the organism in Eukaryota, Viridiplantae, Streptophyta, Magnoliopsida, Asterales, Asteraceae.
UCCAAAAUACUAAUAAAAUACUAGUAACAUUUAUUUUUAUUUUAUACAUACAGAAAAGAGGUAUCAAGAAGUGUGGGGAGCAAGAGCUGAGGGGGCCUCAGUUCCUGAAAAGGAGAAUUUAAAGUUUGCCCACAAGCAAUUUUGCAGCUGAAUUUCAUUUCAUUUGCGUGUGUAUAUAUACAUAUAUAUCUGUAUAUAUUAUACAUAAAAGUGUGUGUGUAUAUAUAUAUAUACUCGUCUUCAAGAUUUCUCAGCUAAGCCCUCUUCUGUGUGAAAAGCUAUUCAUUUACUUUGCAUACAUAAACAGUUUCCAAACUUUGUCGUUCUUUUCCUUGAAGAAUUCGAUUCGCAUGACAGAAUAUAUCAUAUUGUUCUAAAUAGGAGUCAUGUUGGAGGGUCCAACUUUUCUUGUUUCAAGAGAAUUGCCGAGUGCUUGUGAACAAGAAAGCAAAUGGGCUUAUAAUGCAUAUUGUGUCACCGAGCUUUCAAAAGGAAAGCGUUAUCUUGAUGAUGGAGGAGAAACGAAAGCAGGUUUAAAAAAAUCAUGCAGAACUUCCGAGAAAGGAAGUUUGUCCAUUUCACUUUUGAAAUCUGAACAAUCGAACAGUCAAGAACAAGAGGAUCAAUCAGAUACAAGUUCACUAAUCAGCCAAAUUGGUCGAGACCUCUCAAUCAAUUGUCUUUUGCGCAGCUCGAGGUCUGAUUACGGAUCGAUCGCGUCCCUAAACAGUGCGUUUCGGUCUGUGGUUCGUGGUGGUGAACUCUAUAGGCUAAGAAGAUGUAUGGGUAUUAUAGAACACUGGGUAUACUUUUCGUGUAACCUUUUUGAGUGGGAGGCUUUUGACCCGAUCCGCUGUAACUGGAUGCGUCUGCCUACCAUGGACUGCAAUGAAUGCUUCAUGUGCUCAGAUAAAGAAUCUUUAGCUGUAGGCACUGAACUGCUCGUGUUUGGUAAAGAAAUAGAAACACACGUAGUAUAUAAAUAUAGCAUUGUAACUAACUCAUGGUCACCUGGCUCAAAGACCAAUACUCCUAGAUGUCUGUUUGGGUCUGCAAGUCUUGGCAAGAUAGCUAUUGUAGCUGGUGGGUGUGGUCCAUCUGGCAACAUUUUGAGUUCGGCUGAACUUUAUAAUUCAGAAACCGGGACUUGGGUGACCCUCCCUAACAUGAAUAAACCCAGAAAAAUGUGUUCUGGGGUAUUUAUGGAUUCAAAAUUUUACGUUGUUGGUGGAAUAGGCGAGGAAAACAACAAAGAGUUAACAUGUGGGGAAGUUUAUAAUAUAGAAACCGGUACUUGGACAGAGAUUCCCAAUAUGUUUCCAGUACUAACAGGUGCAGGGGGUCAGGAUGCACCUCCAACCGCCAAAGCACCUCCUUUAUUAGCAGUUGUAAAAAAUGAAUUAUAUGCAGCUUGUUAUGAAGAACAGGAUGUUAAAAAAUAUAUUAAGGAUCAGAAUAUUUGGGUCAGAGUGGGUGGGUUGCCAGAAAGAGCGAGCUCUAUGAAUGGAUGGGGACUUGCUUUUCGUGCUUGUGGUGAUCAGCUUAUUGUUAUUGGCGGACCGAGGGCUUCUUAUGGGGGUAUGAUAGAGCUGAAUUCUUGGAUACCUGAUGAAAACCCGCCUCAAUGGAACUUGCUUGCUAAAAAGCCAUCCGGUGGUUUUGUAUAUAAUUGUGCUGUGAUGGGAUGUUGAGGCGCGUUGAACAGGUUUCUCCAUGAACUUCAUCUUAUAUUAUGACCUGAGAAUCUUGGAGAUUUUGUCAAAUUUAUAUCUUUUUUUUUUCUUGUUUUCUUAAAAUUAAAUUUGGGUCUUAGCAUUAAUGUACGUUUUCUUGAACAAGUAUCUCAGCUUUUUUUUUUUCCUUUUCUUUUAACAUCUUUUUUAUGCCAUCAGAUUUCCAUACUCUUAAUAUUCUUUUCAAAGAUGGUAUUGUGUAGCAUAGGUUAAUUAAUAAUGUAAGCCAAAGUGUACUUAUAGUUUCUUAUAAAUAUCAGUGCUCAGAAUUUUAUCACC